This is a messenger RNA of Triplophysa rosa, 2595 nucleotides long. It is a transcript of the gene cep83, whose product is annotated as centrosomal protein 83. Lineage: Eukaryota; Metazoa; Chordata; Actinopteri; Cypriniformes; Nemacheilidae. Gene Ontology annotation, cellular component: centrosome. The record is from RefSeq and is a predicted model, not a curated record.
GGUCGCCAUCAUGAGGACGUCACAGCAUUAACUAAACUCUGUCUGUUGCUGUCAUUCCUGGAGGAUGAACCCUCCAGCGUUAGGGCAGUCAACUGCCCUAUUCCCUAACCCAGAGCCUGCAGCUGGGAGUGGGAAAGCCGCAGUCUUCUUGGGUGGCUCAUCGGGGCUCACCAGCUCUGAUAUGGAGCUCCAGAAAAUGCUCAUUGAUGAGAGAAUGCGCUGUGAGAACCACAAAACCAACUAUCAGACUUUGAAAGUGGAGCAUACCAGGCUGCAGGAUGAAUAUACUCGGGCACAAAAUGAACUGAAACGGUUGCUCGGCGAUCGUCAAGUGGGUCAGGAGAAACAGCAGCUACUGAUGGCUGAGCUGAGAGGAGAACUGCUGGAUAAAACACGUGAGCUGGAGGAGCUCAAAUUGCAGGUGAUGACCCCUCAGCGACUGGAGCUCUUGAGAGCACAGGUGCAGCAGGAGUUGGAAGCUCCAAUCAGGGAACGUUUCAACAAUCUGCAGGAGGAAGCUGAGAAUUACAGAUCCGAGUACAAUAAAGUUCGGUAUGACCUCACCUUCCUCAAAUCUGAGUUUGAACACCAAAAAGAGGAACACGCUCGGCUUCUGGAGGAGAGAAGAAUACGACAUGAAGCAGAUGUGGCACGUCUUGAGCGUGAUAAGGAGGAGCUGGCCGCUCAGCUUCAGAGUGGAGAUCCUGCGCGGGAUGGGAAGCGUGUGGAAGCUCUGCUGAGGGAGAAAGCUCAGCUCCACCAACGACUCAGAGGUUUGGAGGCCGAAGUUACUGAACUCCGAGCCGAAAGGAACAACUCAGGUGCUCAAGCCGAAAAUGUACAGCGGAUACAAAUCCGACAGCUAGCCGAGUCCCAGUCUACGGUUAAGACGCUGGAGGCAGAAAAGCAGUCUAUUCGUAUGCAGUUGGACCGGACAGAAAGCGAACUCCGUCUAUCUCAGGAACAAAACACACUCCUCACAGGAAAACUGCACAAAGCGGAGCGAGAAAUCAACUCGCUCAAAAGUCAGGUUGAAGAAAUGAAGCACACGCACAAGCUGGAGUUGAGUAAUGUAAAACUAGACUGUGUCAGAACCAAAGGAGAGAUUGAAAGGGAGAGAGACAUACUGCACAGCCAAGUGGAGGGUCUGCAGUCAGAUGUUGAGGUGCUAAAAGCUACGUUGGAAAGAAACAAAGAGUUGAUAUCUGAAAAGGAGCGUGAGAUGGUGCGAAGGGUUCAGGCGGCAAGAGAAGAGGAGAUACACAGGAUGGCCGCCCUUCAGGAGGAGAAGUUGGAGCUGGAGAACCGUUUAUCUGAACUUGAACAGAAGAGAGCUCUUCAGGAGGCAACAGGGAACUCUCAGAAAGAAGAGUGGGAGGAGCGUCUCCGUGCUGCCCAGUUGGGGGAGGAAACUGUCCGUAAGGAGCUACAGAACCUGAGAGCUAAAGUUCAGCAGCUGGUCCAACAGCUGGAAGAGCUGGAGACCUUGAGAGCGGAAAAUACAGAUCUGAGACGACAAUGUGCUGAGCUGAACUUGCAGAUCGGGACUCUCUCACACUCUGAGAGUGAGCUGCUAGAAACCAACAGCAGAUUGAGAGAAAGUCUGGAGAGGGUGAGAGAGGACCUACGGAGCGCUCGCACGCAAAUGGAAAUGACCCAACAGGAGGCCGAGAGACUGGUAGAGGAAAGGCGAGUGGAAUGGUUGGAAGAGAAGCACAAACUACAGGAAAGAGAGGCAGAACUACGGGAAAAAUACAGCCAGACUAAAGAGCGACUGCAGAGGGCGGCAUUUGCUCAGAAAAAGAGGAAGACCAUGACUGAACUUAAGGAGAAGAAACUCCAAGACAGGAUUCAGCUCCUUAAAGCCAAAAUAGAAGAACUUGAGAUAGAAGCAAGCGCAGCACAAAAGAAAUCUUCUUACUCUGAAGAACAUGCUCAGCUCAACAAGCGUCUAAAGGAGCUGCAGAGAAGACACAAUGAGUUUCGUCGUCUGUUGCUGGGCAACCAGAUGACCUCCACCCCUCUGGCACCGUCUCUCCUCAUCCCAGCAGAGUCCAUCUUCACAAACCUACAGGAGGAGCAGCAUCAGAGGGAACUCUCUGUGCUUCGAAGACGCUUGGAGGAUCUGGAAUAUAGUCAGCAACAGCAGCUGGAGGAGCUUGCUCCUCCUCUGGACAGAGAGAGACUCUCAAGCCCAUGGGACACCCUUUCUGACCUCUGACCUCUCCUGACAACUACCUGUGUGAUUACAUUCACCCUGUGCCAAAACUCCCAUGUAUUGUGUUAUAUUUGGAAGCUUGUCUUUUAUCAAAUACCUUGCGGUGCUGAGCAGCAUAAUGUCUGAUGUUUUGAUAAAACCUGUUGCAUUAUUUAUUGUUUGUCUGGUGGUAUUUUUAUUAACUGAGCACCUUUUUAAAGUUUACAUAAUUUGUGCCUCGUGUUGCUGUUGUUUUCUUCCACAAAUUUAAAUGCUGAAGAGGGUUUUUUGUUUUGUCUGAAAAUCUGUUUAUUGAAAAUAUUUACUAACCUAAAAAGCAAUGUUUUACACAUUCUUAUAUUCACUAGACCUUUAUAAAUUCAGAUGUGCACCUACAU